Molecule: messenger RNA, 1577 nt
Organism: Neodiprion fabricii
Lineage: Eukaryota; Metazoa; Arthropoda; Insecta; Hymenoptera; Diprionidae
Product: regulator of microtubule dynamics protein 1-like
Exons: 4
Coding region: 398-1315 (305 amino acids)
Cellular component (GO): mitotic spindle pole; cytoplasm; spindle microtubule
Molecular function (GO): microtubule binding
Source: RefSeq, a predicted model, not a curated record
AUGAAGCACCACGCUUAACAAUACGCUAGUUUAGUGCCAAUGUACCGAGUGACAUGGCGUAGCACCAAAAAAUGGUAUUCCAUUUUUCACAGUGAGUGAGUGAUCGAGAGCUCAGCCUAACCGCGACAAAGGCGACAUUUUUGUUUUACUCUUCGUUUGUAUUCAAACAUACAUACAGCCAGUGUGACUGUAUUAUAUCGAUUUCUAUUCGUUUCCCUCGCAUUGUUUAUACGCUGAAUCAUUCGAUAUAAGCAGUUGUUAUUAUUAUUCUUGUUGUUGUCGUUGUAACUGUUGUUAUAUUAUUAUUAUUAUAGACCAACAGAGAUGAUCCAUAUCUUUUAGUUUAUAAUUUCAGAAUAAUUAGAUAUCACCGUGUAUUAAGAAUUGGUGGUUUGAAAUGAUGCAGCUGCAAAGAAUAUUCUAUCGCUUUGUCUCAAGCGCGGGUUCGUUUCGAAAUGUUAUCCCCGUUACUUCACGGCGUUCAAUAACCGCUCUGUUCAAGUUAAUUACCACGGGAAGAUGGUCGAGGGAGAGAUUGGUUCUUACACCGUUUACUACAAUGGGAAUUUUUGGCUUUAUUAAGUCGAAAGAGGACGACAAGGAUCUUAAGGUCACUUCGCAAAAAAUUCUACUCGCGAAGGCUGACGCACUAUUCGAUCAGUCUCAAUAUAAACAAAUAUACGAGAUGCUGAAUCACUACAGGGACAGUGGUGAUGUUGAAAUUUUAUGGCGGUUGUGCCGAGCGCUCUACAACAUGUCGAAAACGGCAUCGGAGGUAGAAGCCAAAAAGAUGAUAUACGAAGGUUACGAUCUGGCCGUUGCCGCGUUGGCAAUCGACGAGAAUCAUCACGCGGUUCACAAAUGGAUGGCGAUAUUUCUCGACGCGAAGAGCGGACACGAGGGAAUGAAGGCGAGAAUAACGCAGCUAGCUACAGUGAAAAAUCACAUGCUGAGAGCGUCGGAACUGAACCCGAAGGAUGCGACGACGCUGUACAUGCUCGGUAGCUGGUGUUACCAAAUUUCCGACCUCGCCUGGUACCAGAGGAAGAUUGCAGCCGCGAUUUUUGGGGAGCCGCCACAAUCUUCCUUUGAAGAAGCGUCGAGAUACUUCGAAGCCGCGGAGAAGAUGAGCCCCAAUUUUUACAGCCAUAAUUUGUUGAUGCUCGGUAAAACUCACUUGAAAUUAAACAGGCGCGAGGAGGCCGUCAAGUUUCUCAAAAUGGCUUCGGAGUAUGAAGCUCGUAACGACGACGACCAUGAAGCUAAAAAACAAGCGCUCAAGCUCCUCAAUGAGCUUGGGUUCAAGACCUCCUAACUUAUUCACACCGCACCGGCUGAAUGCAGCUCUAACUUGGACUGGUUUCAGGGGGCUUUAGGCACUUUAUUCGUUCAACGAGUCGACGAAAAGUACAACAAAACGAGAAUAAUCAAACUGUUUCGCUGCACCUAUCCACUGUUAUACUUGUUCGUAUACUAGACUAAACCAACUAACUGUAUUCGCGAUUAUGUAUUAUAAUUGAUAAGUAGGUAACUAUGUGGACGUGUUCCUAAUAUAAGUUGCUUCUUUUUUUACAAUG